AUGUUUGCAUGGGAGCUCGAAGGACUCAAAAGACUCAAAAUCGAGGCUAUCCGAUGGGGAAGCAGCUACAGAGUCAAGGUGCGAGGUAAAACGGGUAAAAUUGUAUAUGUGAGCAACCUAUCUCGCCCAAGCGACCGUAAGCUUGUAGCUAAGCAGUAUGGUAUCAGUGAGGAUAAGUUAAGCACUCAUCUAUCGUCAGACUACAAGGCUGAUCCUAAGUACCGCUUCUACAGUGGCAACCACAUGGAGACGCACAUUUACGAAAACAUUCAGCCAGGUGAAUUUUACGACAAGCUCGAGAAUGUUCUCAACUGUCAGCAGAAGGCUUCGAAGGUUAAUAUCGCAAUUGGCUACAUUCUAAUCAUUAUCCCGAAGGUGAUCAAAGAUAUCAAAUCUCUCAUCAACUUUCCCAAGACAAACAACAAAUGUCCACUUGACAUCCUCCAGUUCGAUGAUCUUGAGGAAUACUUCAAGCUUGCUAUUAAUGUCUACACACACGACAUUGAAAGUGGCAAGACGGAGCGCAUUCGUCAGUUGGAAAAUAACUACGAUACGAUCAACAUUCUUUCACACGAGAAGCACGCACUCUAUAUCAAAGAUAUCGACAUGUUCUUGUCCAAGUACCAAUGCCCAAAGUGUGAGUGGUUUUCACUUCCGCAGAGAAGCUACGAAACCACAAGAAAAAUCAAUGUGAGGAGCAUCACCGAGGAGGAGCGAUGUUCUGUUGAUAACCAACCGCGUGAGCUGCUCGCAAAGAUGUUUGUGUACAUCAAGUCAAUUGUGGCAAAGGUCUUUAAGUACAAUAUUGUUAAGUACGAGACGCUAAUUCGUAAGAUCGUCGAGGCUCAUGGUCUUACUGGAAUGGAUAUUCCUGGGGCUCCUCUCGGAACAACUUACAAGCUAAAGGACAUCAACCAGUGGAUCGAAGAGGGGAAAUACUCCAGUUUCUUUGACUUCUGUGAUCAGGUAUCGGGUACUCGUAAGACCGAUUAUGGUAAGCUGAUGCAAUUGCUAAAGCAAGUACCUGUUCUCGGCUUCAAUAGUGGUAAAUACGACAUUAACCUUAUCAAGAAUGAUCUGUUUUCCGUCUUAGGUACGGACAAUACUGUGUCAGUUAUCAAAAACCCAAACUACAUGUGCAUUGCAGCCAAUGACAUGAAAAUGCUUGACAUCAGCAACUACGUACCUGCUGGUACCAGCUACUCUAAGUAUCUGAGUACUUACUUCGGCGGCUGUCAAUGCGAUGACAAGAUUCGCUGGGUAUGUGGCCUGGGUAAAGGUAUCUUCUGCUACGAGUACAUCACCGAUUUCAGCGUACUUAGUCGUACUCAGAUUCCACCUCAAUCAGUUUUUGACAGUAAGCUCACAGGUACCAAAAUUUCGCAUGAGGACUAUGAGCGCGUAAAGUUUGUAUGGGAGCACUGCAACAUGAAAUCUAUCAUGGAUUUGCUAAUUUGGUACAACGACCUUGAUGUCAAACCAUUUGUCAAGGCUCAACGUGAGCUAUUCAAGCGUUUCGAUCUGGAUAUGUUCGCAGAUGGUGUGUCUUUUCCUGGUCUGUCUGAGAAGGUAAUGUAUCAGACAUGCUUCAGUAAGCUCACCAAACCAUCAAGAAAGCCAGCCGCAUCUUUCAACUUCCCAGAACACAGAUAUCUGGGGUACAUUGAGCAAGAUAAGAAAGCUGAUCGACAGUUUGCAAUGACUAUUAAACACCUGAACGAACUCCUUCAGAAGCAGAAAUAUCUCUGCGGUCUAUGCUACUGUCAACUAAGCGUCGAAGCUGUUUCAGCUGAUCGUAUCAACAACAAGCUGGGGCACCAAGACGGCAACAUUUUAAUCUCGUGCACUAAAUGCAACAGUGCUCGUAAGGAUAUGAACUUAAAGGCAUUCCGCUUUCAGAAACUGCUUCGGGUGCUAAUUAAAACAUAUUAUUAA
Molecule: messenger RNA, 1935 nt
Organism: Phytophthora nicotianae INRA-310
Lineage: Eukaryota; Oomycota; Peronosporomycetes; Peronosporales; Peronosporaceae
Exons: 4
Coding region: 1-1935 (644 amino acids)
Source: RefSeq, a predicted model, not a curated record